Molecule: messenger RNA, 2025 nt
Organism: Heterobilharzia americana
Lineage: Eukaryota; Metazoa; Platyhelminthes; Trematoda; Strigeidida; Schistosomatidae
Source: the annotation of a GenBank genome assembly
AUGCUAACCAGUUAUUCAGAAACUACUCCGUCUAAUUUUUCACCCUUUUUGUCGAUUGGGAUGAAUCCAGUAAACCAAGAUAUGUGUGACGAUCCUACAAGUUUAGAUGCAUGUGGCGAUAUGGUAAAUGAUAUCACGAAUGAAACGUUUGCAACUGCAACUGGUCCUAGUAACUUAUUCCCAUCAAUUAUAUUGCCUAGCUGUGUUUAUGCACGUGAAAAUGGCUCUUCUACUCAUUUACAUCGCCCAAUUCCUACUCAUGAUGUAAACACUAAUCACAACUCUCCAUCAUCUUCGAAUUCUUGUUCUUCCAUAAUAAACUCAUAUUCAAAUUCAAAUAUCUGGGAACAACCAAAUCGUAAAAAUGGUAACAAUUCCAGUUUACAUACUUCAACGUGUUAUACCAGUAACAAACGACCUAGAACUGUUUCCUACACUGUUUACUUAGAUUCUUCACAUAGAAAAAGCUCACAGGCAUACAGACCUGGUUCCGCACCAUUGCAACAUAAUAACUUACUUAUUCCUGAAGAAGAUUCUGAUUCAGUUGAUGAAAACAAUGAAGACCCAAAAGAAAUACAAGAUGAUAACCACUGUGUUCAUCAGCGUCGAAAUAAGAAACUAAACUCAAAGUUAUGUGCCCGUCGUUUCUCACAAAACUAUUCUUCACGUGGUGAGUGUACUACAGACGAAAAAACAGAUAUUGGUGAGAGUGCAUACAAUUCUAUGCAUGCUACUGCAUCAAGAGUAGAACACUUCAACAACUCCACAAAUCAUAUCAUCUAUGACAGAAAAGGGAAUAGAACUGAUCAACUAAUGAAUACUCAUAUAAAUUUGGUCAGCACAGAUUUGUCUGAAGUUUCUUCGUACCAGUGCCUUACAAAUCUACCAUUACCUUCAGACAGAUCAGUUCAACAUAAUGAAAACUGUUCAAUCACCCGUACAAGAAACAUUUCACCAAGUAAUAUUGCAUCUUCUCAUCUCGUCAAUUCCUUGCCGAAUUCACCUUUGAACAAUGUUAUCAUAACUAAUGAAACGGAUCAAGUAGUCAAUAGUAGAGUUAUCUCACAACCGCCUAUGCCAGAUGUUGUACCUCGACUAGGAUUACAUAUGUACAAUAUAAGUGGAUCAAAUUUCAUUCCAUUACACCAUCAUUCAACACUUUCACAACCAAGAUGUUCAUCUGUUCCACUUGUACAAACAUCGAUAAAUUUGCAUCAAAAUUAUCCACAACAUCAACAACAACAUUCUUUGAAUUGUUGUGAUCUCUUCCACUUUCAUUGUAGUCAAGUGAAUAAUCCUUCCUUCUCAGCGGAAUUAGUAUGUGAUACACUUCCUAACCUUGACACUGAAUUAUCGCAUCCAUCGGGUAGGAUACAUUUAACUCUGUUGGCAAGACGUUUAGCCAGUGUUGGAGAUGAAUUAAUGAUUAGUCAAUCUAGAGUGAUUCGAUCAAGGUAUAAUCUGCCAAGUGAUGCAUUGUAUAAUGGGCUUAGAAGAGCGAGUAGCAGUAUACUGUCUGUUUGGGGAAUCUCUUUUAGCCUAACUUGGCUGUUUGCAUCUCCGAUAGCCUAUAUACGACAGACGAUAGGAUUGAUCGGUCAAUCAUUACCCAGAGGUACAAAUACAAUCAUUUCAGAUUCAUCGUCAAAUACUCCAAAUCGGAAUAAUUUUUCUAGACGGAGAACAGCAACAUACAGUGGUGGUGUUAUGAACCCUCGACACAGUCUGCAAACAACACUACAUGAACUCCACCAACCAGCUGACGAUACAAUUUCUCCGGUUCAUAUAGAUGAGGGUAUUCAUCAAAUCUCAGGAUCUUCUCAAAGUCGUUUUCCUACUCAGCCAUCGAUAGUAUCAUCACUUUAUGCUAACCCCUAUCAUCAUUACCAUCAUAUUUGUUGUCAUCACUGUCAAUUCUCAUGUCGUCAUGUUAACAACAGUGAAAGAAAUUCUAGUUUUCAGGCUGGAACAUUAAUGACCAAUCAUUCUGAGGGUGUUGAAAUCAGAUCUGAUGAUAGUGAUUAA